Molecule: messenger RNA, 564 nt
Organism: Clunio marinus
Lineage: Eukaryota; Metazoa; Arthropoda; Insecta; Diptera; Chironomidae
Source: the annotation of a GenBank genome assembly
AUGAAAUUAGAGAUUAUUUCAAUCAUAUUUUUGCUGGCUGCUUUUGCUGACACUGAGGGGGCAACUAUCAAGCAAGAUGAGAACAAAAACGUAGCUGAAUCCUACUCUUCUUACGAGAAAGCUUUUUUAUGGUCAUUGGACAAAUGUAGAGAUCUACAAACUUAUAACGUUAAAUUCAAGGCAUUAAAAAACUUUUCGGUUUGGUUAAGUGAGAAAUGUGAACAAAUUGAGAGACAAGCUUAUGAUCAUUAUGAAGCGGAUCUUUAUCGACGACCUACAACUCGACGAACGACCAGACCACCAUCAGCAACAACCAGACCACCAUCAGUAUCAACCAUACCGCCAUCAAUAACAACUCGUUCCCCUCCUAUUAUUCCUCCAUCAUCCACAACAAGAAACACUACAAAUGAGACCACACCAUUCCCAUUGCCACCACCCACUGGAGGGCCAGGUGGUGUCAUUAUUCCAACAAAUUCACCAAAUUCUGCAAACUACGAAAAAUCUUUAAACAUUUUCUUUUGGGGAAUGAUGAUGAUUAUAAUUGUUAUUCAAACUUUUAACUAA